GGUAUUCAAUAGCUAUAAUGGAAGGAAAAGAGGAAAAUCAAGAAAAAUCAGAGACUUCAAAAAAACGCUCUCUUGAAGAAAGUCUUGAUAACAAAGAAUCUAGUGAAUCUGCAGCUCCUGACAACAGAAAAAUUCUAAAAACUGUCAAAGUAAUACGUGUGCUCUGUCCUAAUUAUGCUGUUGGUUCAAUCCUUGGGAAAGGUGGGGAACGUCUAAAAGAAUUUAAAGAUUCAACAGGAGCUAGAAUCACAGUAUCUAAGCAAGGAUGUAUGUUUCCUGUAAUAAAUGAAAGAUAUGUAUCUAUCAUGGCAGAUCUUAGUACCAUACAAAGUGUUGUGAAGUUCAUUCAGCUGCGCAUUAGAGAAGAUGAAUUCCAGCCUAAGGAUGAAAGAGAGUUAGCCCGCUUUGAGAAAAGGAAAAGAGUGUGUAAAGUUGUUGUAUCUGACAAUGUAAUCGGUAAAAUCAUUGGAAAAGGAGGAGACAAUAUCAAUGAAUUGAAAACUAGACACAAUGUUAUGAUAAAGACUACAAAUAAAAAAGAGCUCCCUCAUGAACUACCUGAGCGAGUUAUAACAAUAGAAGGUGACCAUGAAAAAGUGAAUGCAUGCAUUGAUGAAAUUAUUGCUGAUAUUCAUGAAGAUCCAAGGUCAAACUUAGAUUACUUUGUUGACUAUGAAAAGUAUCUUCGCCAUACUCAAAGUUCAUCUAGCACCUCUCACCGCGGACCACCAAUGGGUUACAAUCCAACUCCACCCACAGGAUAUAAUGGAUACAACUAUCCCCCUUAUCCUUAUGGCAGCUAUCCAAACCAGUACCCACCAUAUUCAUAUGAUCAGUAUGGACAGUACCAAUACAGCCAAUACCAGGCAUCUUACAAACAGCAUAGUGAUCAAUACAGACAUCAUGAUGAUUCUAGAAGCAGCAGCAAGAGUGAUUCAUUUAGAACAGGAUAUUGACAUUUUUUUGCAUUAUAUUUAAAACUUUAAAUAAGCUUAUAUCUAUUAAUGUAUGUAACUCACCCUCUGCACUGUACAUAUACACAUGGUGUACAUGAUUGCAUUUUGAAGAUUUAAACAAAUUAAUGGAUUUACCGACCUUGUCAAGUUUGGUACAUUAUUAUUACCAUUUUGAAACCAUUUGGUAUUAAGGUUAUGUUAUUAAAACAUUGCAUUAACAUUUACAUUUUUUAUGUUGAAAUGUUUAAUGAUAUAUACUUUAUUUUAAGUUUCAAAUCAUAUUUCACCAAGAUUUGACAAUUAUGUUGCUUAUCAAUACUGUAUUUGAAGUUUAUAUAUUAAUGAUUAUGCCUGAAAUGGCUUAUUUUAUACGCAUGCAAUAUUAUUUUUGACUUGGGCUCCUGUAAGUCUUAAACAAUACAAAAUGAUAUUAUGUAAUAGAACAGAUGUUUAAAAAGAUUUGGUAUCUGUAUUACAAGUAUUUGCAAAAGGAUUAAGUAUCUGUAUUAUUUGCAAGAAAGUAUCUAUUAAUUGUACUAAUAUUGG
Bolinopsis microptera is the source of this 1502-nucleotide messenger RNA. RefSeq names its product RNA-binding protein Nova-2-like. Gene Ontology annotation, cellular component: nucleus; cytoplasm. The transcript has a single exon. Bases 18 to 956 code for a protein of 312 amino acids. Gene Ontology annotation, molecular function: mRNA binding. Gene Ontology annotation, biological process: mRNA splicing, via spliceosome; regulation of alternative mRNA splicing, via spliceosome. NCBI's taxonomy places the organism in Eukaryota, Metazoa, Ctenophora, Tentaculata, Lobata, Bolinopsidae. The record is from RefSeq and is a predicted model, not a curated record.